Molecule: messenger RNA, 1666 nt
Organism: Ricinus communis (castor bean)
Lineage: Eukaryota; Viridiplantae; Streptophyta; Magnoliopsida; Malpighiales; Euphorbiaceae
Product: aspartate aminotransferase, cytoplasmic
Exons: 12
Coding region: 165-1388 (407 amino acids)
Biological process (GO): amino acid metabolic process; biosynthetic process
Cellular component (GO): mitochondrion
Molecular function (GO): L-aspartate:2-oxoglutarate transaminase activity; pyridoxal phosphate binding
Source: RefSeq, a predicted model, not a curated record
GAAAAUGCGAAAAUACCGCCCACAGUUGGAAGUGUUACACAGAUUCUCACUUUCAACAGCGCCCAUUGUUAUUAAAAAACAAGAAAAAGUGCAUCUUUGAUCUUUUUAUAAGUGCCAAUCUUCUUUUGUCAAAACUCAUUUAGCUUCAAAGUCAGAUCAAUUAAAUGGCUUCUGCUUCUGUUUUUGGCAACGUUGUUCAAGCUCCUGAAGAUCCUAUUCUUGGGGUUACUGUUGCUUAUAACAAGGAUACCAGCCCUAACAAGUUAAAUUUGGGGGUUGGUGCUUAUAGAACUGAGGAGGGGAAGCCUCUCGUUUUGAAUGUAGUGAGAGAAGCUGAACAGAUGCUAGUAAAUGACCCGUCUCGGAUCAAAGAGUAUCUUCCCAUUGUUGGACUUGCUGAUUUCAAUAAACUGAGCGCUAAGCUUAUCUUAGGUGCUGAUAGCCCGGCCGUACAAGAGAACAGAGUGGCUACUGUCCAAUGCUUGUCUGGCACUGGUUCUCUUAGGGUUGGUGGCGAGUUUCUUGCAAGGCAUUACCACCAACUGACAAUAUACAUUCCACAGCCAACAUGGGGAAAUCAUCCCAAAAUAUUCACUCUAGCAGGUUUAUCUGUAAAGACAUAUCGCUACUAUGAUCCAGCAACACGCAGGCUGGACUUCCAAGGCUUGCUAGAGGAUCUUGGAGCUGCACCUGCAGGAUCUGUAGUGCUUCUCCAUGCAUGUGCACAUAAUCCAACUGGGGUUGACCCAACUACUGAGCAGUGGGAGCAGAUCAGACAGUUGAUAAGAUCAAAAGCUUUUUUGCCUUUCUUUGACAGUGCUUAUCAGGGUUUUGCAAGUGGCAGCCUGGACGCAGAUGCACAACCUGUUCGCAUGUUUGUUGCAGAUGGUGGUGAAUGUCUUGUGGCACAGAGUUAUGCAAAAAAUAUGGGACUCUAUGGGGAACGUGUUGGGGCCCUCAGCAUUGUCUGCAAGACAGCAGAUGUGGCAAGUAGGGUUGAGAGUCAAUUGAAACUUGUGAUCAGGCCCAUGUAUUCUAAUCCGCCUAUUCAUGGUGCAUCUAUUGUGGCCACCAUUCUUAAAGACAGGGAUAUGUAUAAUGAAUGGACUGUAGAGCUGAAAGCAAUGGCUGACCGAAUUAUUAGCAUGCGCCAGAAACUAUUUGAUGCUUUAUCUGCUAGAGGCACUCCAGGUGAUUGGAGUCACAUUAUCAAGCAGAUUGGAAUGUUUACUUUCACUGGGCUGAACUCUGAACAAGUUGCAUUCAUGACCAAAGAGUAUCACAUUUACAUGACAGCCGAUGGGAGGAUUAGCAUGGCAGGUCUUAGUUCUAAAACAGUCCCUCAUCUUGCAGAUGCUAUACAUGCUGCAGUUACUCGAUUUGGUUAAGAUCACUAGAUUUACAUAGUUAAGAGUUUCUGACAAUGGGCAGUACUUCAGAGUUUUUCCCAACUUUUCAUACUUGAUCAGAAUAUGCAUUUUUGAAUUUGGGAUAGUUUUGGCAUUUUGUAUUGUGAUGUUGCAUCUUUCAUUCUGCCCGAGAUUCAAGAGUAGCAUGCUUAUCGAGUAAAACAAGGACCAUGUGAUCUUUCUAUGUCUUAUUGUAGUUAUUGAAUCAAUCGCCAGAUUCUUCUUAUAUAAAGAAAGGAUUAUUUUCUCUCUAUGUA